Molecule: messenger RNA, 1833 nt
Organism: Erythranthe guttata (spotted monkey flower)
Lineage: Eukaryota; Viridiplantae; Streptophyta; Magnoliopsida; Lamiales; Phrymaceae
Source: RefSeq, a predicted model, not a curated record
AUGGCCUGGUACAUAGUAUGUCAAAGUCAAAAUGCCCUAAGAUGGACAGAGAUAGUGUGUUGGGAAAAAAAUAUUGAGCGAACAAACUUUUCCCCGGAAACAAAUUGGUUUUUGUAUGAUGAGCCUAAUGGGGUAAAUGUAGAAAAUUCAACCCAACGUGAUGUGGAUAUUGAUCGAGACUUAGAUCAUAAUGCUGAAAAUGAAGUUGACGAUAAUUCUGACUGUGAUUCAUGGAUGGCUGAAGAUUUUGAAGGUCCAAAUGAUGAUGAUAUAUUUGUCGAGAGACCUGAAGACCACGCUCAUCAAGAACUAAAAAGAAUGAGAGUUGUCAUGCAAGAAUCUGCACAGAAGACCAAUGCUCAAACAUACGAUAUAGACCAACUCGGCAGCUCCAAUGAACAAGAUUGGUACAGUGAUGUUGAAAGCGACAGUGAUAGUGAUCUAGAGAAUUUGAAAGGUUCAGAUCAUGAAGGUGAUGGGUAUGAAUUAUGGAAAGAGAAAAACUACCCCAACAUGAAUGAGUUUGAGAUGAAAAUUGGUAUGAAAUUCGCUAAUAGAGCCAUCUUCAGGGAGGUCUUGAGGGAUUGGGUAGUUAGGAAUGGCUGGGAUUUAUCUUUCAAAAAGUGUGAAAGGCAUAAAAUCACAGCAAUUUGUAAGAAAGGUUGCAAUUGGAAGAUUCACGCUUCUUCUGUUAUGAAAACAUUAGUAUUUCAGGUGAAGAGUAUAAAAGGGUCUCAUAAAUGCGCGCGUACCAUGGACAACAAACAAGCCACAUACAAAUAUAUAGGGAAGAGAAUUGUGGACGUUGUCAGGGAUAAUCCUUGUGAGAGCUUGGAGACACUUAAGAGGAAAAUUUGGAGGGACAUUCAGGUAGAUUGUAGCUUGCACAUUGUAUGUAGAGCAAGAAGAUACGCACUAGUGCUGAUCAAAGGAAAUGUAAAGAGAGAAUACGAAAGGCUAUGGGAUUAUUGUGCUACUGUUUGUAAUGAGAACAAAGAAAGUACUCUCCAGUUAAAGCUUGAUAGAUCGGUAAAUCCUCCAGCUCUUAUUAGGAUGUAUUACAGCUUGGGGGGUUUGAAGUCUGGUUUUAAAAUUGGAUGUAGGCCUAUCAUAGGCUUGGAUGGUUGUUUCUUGAAAGGACCAUUUAAAGGGCAUUUGUUGUCUGCCAUUGGGAGAGAUGCUAAUGAUAAUAUUUAUCCGAUUGCUAUGGCAUUUGUUGAGAUAGAAAAAUAUGAUAGUUGGCGUUGGUUUUUAGAAAUUUUACUACGUGAUAUUGGACCAUAUGAGGAGAGAGGGUGGGCAUUCAUAUCGGAUAGACAAAAAGGCCUCAUUGAAGCAGUAUCAGAGCUUUUUCCACAUGCUGAACAUAGGUAUUGUUUGCGGCACAUGUAUAAUAACUUUAAAUUAAAAUUCAAGGGAAUCAACAUGAGAGAUUUAUUUUGGAGUGCUGCUUCAACGGCGAAUGUGAAUGAGCAUUAUCAGAUCAUGAAAGCAAUUGAUGACAAAUAUCCUAUCACCGUGGAAAAUGAAGUUACUCCGUACGUUUGGCUUAGUAGAAUUCCUGCACAUCAUUGGGCAAGAUCUCAUUUCUCCACAAGAACUAAAUGUAAUGUGUUAGUCAACAAUUUGUCCGAGUCUUUCAAUAGCUAUAUAUUGGAGGUACCAAGAUCAAAUAUUUAUGUAGUUCCCCCUCGUUGUAGUUUAAGGCCAGGGAAUAAUGCAUUGCCCUCUGUUGCAGCAAAAGAAAAUGUUUUCAAAGCAGCAUGUUGUUCGUCAUCAAAUUUGCCCCCGGAUCAAAAUCAACCUGAAGUCGUAGAUUUUGCAUUUGACUGA